GUGAUUUCUGGGAAAAGGACCUCGGGGGAGUAGAAGUGAAACUUAGGGUGGGGACUGUAGAAAGGGGCGGAGAGAUCAGGAAGCUGCCCAGCCAGGAGCCGAGCUGAGGUCAGCAGAGCCCUGGGACAGCCGGCACAGCAGCUCAGGAUGGCAUCCGGCAGGGCACGCUGCACCAGAAAGCUCCGGAACUGGGUGGUAGAGCAAGUGGAAAGUGGGCAGUUCCCAGGGGUGUGCUGGGAUGAUGCCGCUAAGACCAUGUUCCGGAUUCCCUGGAAGCACGCAGGCAAGCAGGACUUCAGGGAGGACCAGGAUGCCGCCUUCUUCAAGGCCUGGGCGAUAUUUAAGGGGAAGUACAAGGAAGGGGACACAGAAGGCCCUGCUAUCUGGAAGACCCGUCUGCGCUGUGCUCUCAACAAGAGUCUUGAAUUUGAGGAGGUUCCUGAGAAUGGCCAUCGGGAUGGGGCUGAGCCCUACAAGGUGUAUCGGCUGCUGCCACCAGGAACCCUUCCUGCCCAGCCAGGGACCCAGAAAUCACCAUCAAAGCGACACCACAGUUCUGUGUCCUCUGAGAGGGAGGAGGAUGGGGGUGCCAGGAAGAACUGCAUACUCAGUCCCUCCUUGCCCCAGGACCCCCUCAAGAAUGAGGAGGUAGUGGCCAAUGGGGAUUCGGGCCAUUCAGACUUCGGGAGCAGCAGCAGCAGCAACAGCCCUGAGCCUCAGGAAGGUACAGACAAAACUGAGGCCCCUGUCCAAGGAGAUCAGGGGUCCCUGGAGCUUCUCUCCUCUCCAGACUCAGAGCCUUGUGCUGACCAGGUGGACCCCUGGGGAGAGGCACUGGUGCAGAUGGCCACAGACUACUCGCUGCUGCUCACCUUCAUCUACGAUGGGCGCGUGGUGGGUGAGGCCCAGGUGCAGAGCCUGGACUGCCGCCUCGUGGCUGAGCCCUCAGGCUCCCAGUAUGGCAUGGAGCAGGUAGUAUUUCCCAAGCCUGGCCCGCAAGAGCCCACCCAGCGCCUGCUGAGCCAGCUCGAGAGAGGCGUCCUGGUGGCCAGUAACUCCCGAGGCCUCUUCGUGCAACGCCUUUGCCCCAUCCCCAUCUCCUGGAACGCACCCAGGACCCCUCCUGGUCCAGGCCCGCAUCUCCUGCCCAGCAAUAAGUGCGUGGAGCUCUUCAGAACCACCCACUUCUGUAGAGACUUGGCCAGGUACUUCCAGGGCCUGGGCCCCCCACCCAAGUUCCGAGUAACACUGAAUUUCUGGGAGGAGAGCCCUGACCGCAGCCACACCCCAAAGAGUCUGAUCACAGUGCAGAUGGAGCAGGCCUUUGCCCGACAUUUACUGGAGGAGACUCCAGAGGAGCAGGCAGCCAUUCUGUCCUUGGUGCAGAGCCUGGGGAGCCCGCCGUCCUCCUCCCCUCUCUGCUCUCCUGUCUCCUUUGAAAGAGAUUCCUUCUCCACGUUGGCGACCGGCCUCCCUCAGUGCUAGUUCUCCAUGGUUGUCUGUGAUGAUUGCGUCCUCGAACUCCUCGUGUACCCUGGCUAGUGGGGAACUCAAGGAUGAUUUUUAUCCUUGUUUUUUUUAAUUUUGAAAUACACUGUCUAUCUCUGAGGAAUUGAACUGGGAAAGUCCAAAUGGGGUGAACUCAGGGCCUUUCCCUCUUCCCCAACCCCAGAACCAAGCACUUUAUAUUUUCUUCUUAGAUGUUCACUAAGGAUUUGAAAUAAAAUUUCAUUGAAAAAAG
Molecule: messenger RNA, 1741 nt
Organism: Equus caballus (horse)
Lineage: Eukaryota; Metazoa; Chordata; Mammalia; Perissodactyla; Equidae
Gene: IRF9
Product: interferon regulatory factor 9
Biological process (GO): regulation of transcription by RNA polymerase II; immune system process
Cellular component (GO): nucleus
Molecular function (GO): DNA-binding transcription factor activity, RNA polymerase II-specific; protein binding; RNA polymerase II cis-regulatory region sequence-specific DNA binding
Source: RefSeq, a predicted model, not a curated record